CAAAAGAUGGCUACUAUAAGCAUAAUAAAUAAGAGAUUUAUUUGUAUACAUUGAUAUUAGCAACAACUCUAAAAUAAUAAUGUUGAGACAACGUUAAUGUUAUUUCGCGACUUUAAUUUUAAACAAUAAGUUUAUACAUUUCUUUAAAACCUCUUAGUGUAGUGCAAUAAUAGUAAACAUCAAGCAGUGUUUGUGUAACCAUCUGGCCCUAUGCAUUCUGUCAAUGAAACACCUAAAAUAUGAUGGAUUUUGUUCAGUUUAUAUUUUAUCCAACAAGGACUAUCUCUUUUAAUUGAUUCCACCCACCUAAACGGAUGCCUUCUCUGGUGAAGCACUUUCAUUAUUAUCAGUAUAAGCUGGGGCACAUGGAACGAUCCCUAAAUGGAAAAAAGUUUCAAGUGGAACACUGGAUGCAACACCCCCUUGCUCAAAAAAAUAAUUUUCCUUAUCUUCGGACGGCUUUGUAUGAUUAUAAUGCCCAGGGUGGAGAUGAGUUAUCUUUGCUUAAGGGACAAAUUGUUGAAGUAUUGUCUGAAGAUGCAAAAAUAUCUGGAGAUGAAGGAUGGUGGACUGGGAAAAUUGGAGAUAAGGUUGGCAUAUUUCCAUCCAACUUUGUCGCUCAUCAAGAACCCUCUCAAGAUUUUUCGGAUCAUUACAAUAACAUUAUAGCAGACAUAGAUCCUGUGAAAAUAGAUUUUUCCGAAUUAGAACUUGAAGAAGUGAUAGGUAUUGGCGGAUUUGGUAAAGUGUAUCGUGGUAUCUGGAAAAACCGUGAAGUAGCUGUAAAAGCAGCUCGUCAAGAUGCAGAUGCGGACGCUACGGUUACACUCGAAAAUGUUAUCAAAGAAGCAAAACUCUUUUGUUUGUUGUGUCAUGAAAACAUUGUGUCGUUAGAAGGAGUUUGCCUACAAGAGCCAAACCUCUGUUUAGUAUUAGAAUACUGUAGAGGCGGCUCUUUAAAUCGUAUAUUGGCAGGUCGAAAAAUUAGGCCUGACGUGUUAGUGGAUUGGGCGGUACAAAUUGCUAGAGGUAUGGAUUACCUGCACUGUAGAGCUCCUAUAUCGCUUAUACAUCGUGAUUUAAAGAGCUCUAAUGUUCUGCUCAGCGAAACGAUGAAAAACGAUGAUAUUCUGUUUAAAACUUUAAAAAUAACUGACUUUGGUCUAGCUAGGGAAGUUUACAAAACAACCAGAAUGUCACAAGCUGGAACGUAUGCUUGGAUGGCACCAGAAGUUAUCAAACACUCAACAUUUUCAAAAGCAAGUGAUGUGUGGAGUUACGGAGUACUUCUGUGGGAGCUUCUAACUGGCGAAACACCUUACAAAGGUAUAGAUACGCUAGCUGUUGCGUACGGAGUUGCUGUAAAUAAGUUGACACUGCCUAUCCCCAGUACAUGUCCACAGCCUUGGAGAGAACUUAUGGAGAAAUGUUGGGAAGCGGAUCCUCACCGUAGACCAUCAUUUGAACAGAUUCUAGAUGAUUUAGACAAAAUUGUACAUUCCUCAUUCACACAAACACCACACGAAAGUUUCCACAUCAUGCAGGAUGACUGGCGGCAAGAAAUCGAAGAAGUUCUAUUAGAUCUUCGCAGAAAAGAAAAGGAGCUGCGCUGUAGAGAAGAAAAUUUAAAUAGGGCCCAAUUACAACAACGAAUGCAUGAGGAACAACUGAGGCAAAAAGAACAAGAAUUGCAUGCUAGAGAAAUCGAUUUGCUAGAACGGGAGCUAUUUUUUAUGAUAACUCAACAAACUCCUACGCCUAUAAAAAGGAAAGGAAAAUUUAAGCGUUCCCGAAUAAAGUUGCUGAAAAAGGAACCUGGUACAAAUAUAAGUUUCCCGUCAGACUUUAGGCAUACAAUUACGGUUCAGCAUACCGUAGAUAACAAAGGUAGUUUUAUAUCACCAAAUAGCCCACCUGGGUCUCCUGCAAUUAGUCGGUUAAGAGCGAUUGCAUUACCAGCUGAUGGAGUAAAAGGCAAAACCUGGGGCCCAAGUACAUGUCAUCAACGGGAAAGAGGUCAAAUUAUGUUACCAAGCCCAAAUGGAACUGCUUUAUGGUCGAAAAGCGCCCCAAAUUUAGAUAGAACUAGACCAAGUUUGACACUUAAUACUCCAAAUACAUCGAGGCCUUCACAUGACGUAGAUAGCUCAUCUGUUUCAGAUAGUUAUAAAACUAUAUCCGGCGGUUUGCAGUCGAUUAUUAGUAAAGUGUCAGCAUUUCCGUCACUGUCACGGCUAAGUACUACGCGUAACAAUAGUUUCCCCAUUAAUAAAAGUUCUCUAAUACCUAAAACAGGUUUAGGUAACAACAAACGAUUAAGUAGGUCUAUUGGGAACAUAUCUGAGACCCAUUAUGAUACAGUUUUUAGUUCCGAUAAUUUUGUUAUUGCUAGAGGCGUUAGCAGCGCCAGCGUGGUAUUUAAUGAUGGUUAUGUCAGCAUUGAAAAAGAUAGUGAUACCGAGCAUUUGCUUAAAAAGGACAAUAGUUCGAUUAUUUGACGAAAAGUUUCAAAUGCCCCUUACUUAAAAAUACAUACAUGUUGUGUUAUUUGAUUUAUUCGCAUAUAUAAUAUAUAAUAUAUAUAUAUAUAUAUAUAUAUAUAUAUAUAU
This is a messenger RNA of Diabrotica balteata, 2609 nucleotides long. The record is from the annotation of a GenBank genome assembly. Lineage: Eukaryota; Metazoa; Arthropoda; Insecta; Coleoptera; Chrysomelidae.